Molecule: messenger RNA, 2450 nt
Organism: Tyto alba (common barn owl)
Lineage: Eukaryota; Metazoa; Chordata; Aves; Strigiformes; Tytonidae
Gene: MATCAP1
Product: KIAA0895 like
Exons: 6
Coding region: 31-1329 (432 amino acids)
Source: RefSeq, a predicted model, not a curated record
GCCGCCGCCGCCGCCGCCGCGCUGGAGGCCAUGGUGCUGGACCCGGGGGCGGCGGCGGCCGGAGGGCUGGGCCCCAGCGCCGCUCCGCGCCUGCCGCCCCGCCAUGGCCCGCCGCUCUGCUCCUGCCCGUCCCCCCCCCCCCCGCCGCCGCCGGGCCCGGCACCCGCGCCCCGUUGCCCGCGGGGGACCCGGCGCCUGUCGGAAACCGGCGCCGGGAUGCGGCGGAGCGAAGGCGCGGCGGGGCGCGGGGGGAUGCGCGCCGCCGCCUCCCUGCCCCACAUCGCGCGGGGGCGGGGGGAGGAGGGCGGCGGGCGGCGGAGCCCCUGCCUGCUCGUAGCGCUGCGGCCCCGCAACGUGGAGGCGGAACGGGAGCGGUUCUUCCGCGCCAGCUUCGCCUACGACCCGCAGUUCGAGUACGCCGAGCCGGUGCCCGCCGCCGUGCUGGAUAAGUACGGAGCCGCCUCCGAUCGCUUCGUGGCUCAGGCGAUCAGGAUCAUUCGUGCCGUCCUGGAGAAGUACGGGACCUACGAGAGCUUCGAAGUCGCCACGGGCGGGAGGCUGCUGAGCAAGUGCCAGAUCUGGUCCGUGAUCCGAAAGUACAUGCAGAAGGAAGGCUGCCUGGGAGAGGUGGUGGUGCAGCUCACCGACGACCUCCUGUCCCAGGCGGUGAUGAUGGUGGAGGACAGCCGGCCGACGCUGGCCAUCAACCUGGCCGGAGCCCGGCAGCACUGGCUGGAGGGGAUGCUGCGCCACGAGAUAGGCACCCACUACAUCCGGGGGGUGAACAACACCCGCCAGCCCUGGCACAGCUCCGAGGGCCGCAAGCAGUACAGCCUGAAGCCUGCCAACCCCACGGAGGAAGGCCUGGCCAGCCUGCACAGCGUCCUCUUCCGCAAGCAGCCCUUCCUGUGGCGGGCAGCCCUGCUCUACUACACCAUCGAGAGGGCCAGCCGCCUCUCCUUCUCCGCCCUCUUCCAGGACCUGGAGCAGUACGUCCAGGACGCCGGCGUCCGGUGGGAAUACUGCGUGCGGGCGAAGCGGGGCCAGACCGACACCUCACGGCCAGGCUGUUUCAGUAAGGACCAGGUUUACCUGGACGGGAUUCUCCGCAUCCUGCGCCAUCGCCAGACCAUCGACUUCCCGCUGCUGGCUGCGCUUGGAAAGGUCUCCUAUGAAGAUGUGAAUCGACUGAAGAAAUUUGGGGUCCUGGAGAAAGCCCGCAUCCCCCAUUUCAUGCAGGACCUGGAGCGGUACAUGAAGCAGCUGGACCACAUCGUCACCACCAACGGCCUGAACGAGGAGGAGCUGGAGCAGCUGCUGCCUGACUGAGGGGCAUUUCCCCCCUCAACACGCUCCCCCCCCCCCCCCCCCCCCCCCAAACACCCCAAGGGUGUAACUGGUGCCAUUUAUUGGAUAUUUACUGGGGCUGGAGCCUGGAGGAGAGGGCAGAGCCUGGGCUUCCCCCCUGCCCCCGGGGUGGGGGGGCCACUGUGCAUGUACUGCUGUGUUAGGGUAGCGUGGCCGAGAGAGGGCCGGUGUGGUUAGUGUUGAUGUGUGUGUGUCCCCCACCCCACCCCACCCCGUCCCCUGUGUGUUUUGGGGAUGGCUGCGCAGCUCCGCGGGGCUUCGGGGAGCUGGAGAAGAGGGGUCAGAGGGGAGGGAGGGCAGAGCUGGGGAGAUGUGCUGGUCCCCCAGAGGUGCAGGAGGCUUUGCUGGGGUAGUUGCAAUGUUGGGGGCUGGGGGGGGGUGUGUGAAUGCCCUUAGGGGACCAGGGGGUGCUCCCAGCAGAGCGGGGGCACCUACUCAGGUCCUGGAGACGGGGCUGGGGGCUCUGGGCUGUGCCUGGCAGGGAAUAAGGGCUGGCCCGUACCCCCCCGAUUGCCCUGUGCAUGCAUUUCCUGCUGACUCCUUCCCUUGUGGCCCCCCCCCCCAUGAGCAGGAAGGAUUUUAAUCCCUCAAAUACCAACCUCUGCUCUCCCCCACCCUCUCCACCUUGUAGAUAUUUGCCCACAAUUAACCAUCGCUCUGCACCCCAACUACAGCCGCUCUGCCCGGCUCUGAGGCACAGGACUAUUCCAGGUGGGGAUUGGGCUUGAUGUAAGGAAAAAGCGUGUAAUAAAAAUGAUGUAAUGGAGACAAUGUUUGGGCAAAAGGUUGUGGAUAGCAUCAAAAGCCCAGCUGGCACCACUGUGACCAGGGACUGCGCGUCUCGCUCGCACAAGCGAAGCUGCAUGGCUCCCAGCUGGUGCGUCAGGAGCAGGAAGGGGUCACGGGAGUGUACAACAACAUACCGGGCAGGGACAACGUUAAUAAAUCAAAGCAGGCAAAAGCAGAAGCUGCUCCGAGCUGUUCCUGGUCCCUAACACGGGGUCUCUGCAGCAGCCAUGGCACCCUGGCUUUACCACCCCCUGGGAGAGCCCUUUUUUCAAUAAAAAACAAAACAACUCCCA